Drosophila takahashii is the source of this 1198-nucleotide messenger RNA. RefSeq lists its product as uncharacterized. Lineage: Eukaryota; Metazoa; Arthropoda; Insecta; Diptera; Drosophilidae. Gene Ontology annotation, biological process: arachidonate secretion; lipid catabolic process; phospholipid metabolic process. The record is from RefSeq and is a predicted model, not a curated record. Gene Ontology annotation, molecular function: phospholipid binding; calcium ion binding.
GCGAGCAGUUCGGAUUGGAUCGGUGGUGCAGAGUGGCGGUGUCCAACGUUCAGUUCCUGGAUUCGACUCAAACAUGUUGUGGGUAAUGGGGCUAGUAGUGGCCGCCAUGCGGCUCAAUUACCAGGCAAAUGUGGUGGCAAAUGUCACGGUGAUUGAAGACAUUAGGAGCGCCUUCAGAGGCGUCACCAACGACACGGAGCUGGUGGAUCACAUAAUACCGGAAAUGUACGGGGCGAGCAUGCGCAGUCCGAAUCCCUCGUUUGUCUUCAAAAUGCCCAGAAAAUCCGCCGGCGGCGGGGAUAAUUUCGAGCUGCUAACAAUGCAACGAUCUGAUUUUGCGGAACCAAUCUUCCCCAAUAUCACCCAAUCAUCGCCCACGGUCAUCGAUUCACCCACGACAAUUCCCCCGGAAACGAGCGUGAAGACCAGUCUGAUUAUAUCGCCGCAGGUGGAUUGGCAGCAGAUGGGCCUUGAGGGCUGGACGGGGGAGCUGAAGCCUCCUGUUCCCUGGCUUGAGCAGGGCCACAAGGACCCAAGCCCGCCGAUCAGCUGGCAAAAUACGUAUCCCCACAGGGAGAUUCAUCUGGAGAUCAAGAACCACCAUUUCGAUGGCCGGGUGACGGAUAUCCGGGUGAUUACAUCCACAACUGGUAGACCAGCGGAGGCGGAGGACCUGAUGAACGGGCAAAACGUGUACAUAGCCCGGGUAAACGAUCCCUUUGGCUUCUCCAUGAAGUGGAGCUUCAGCAACGACAGCGGUCGGGAGCAAGAACUUUUGCCGGAGGGAGAUCGCGGAAAGAGGGACGUAGCGCGGCUGUACUCCAUGAUCAAGUGCUCCACGGGCUGUGAUCCACUGAUCUACAAGGGCUACGGCUGCUACUGUGGAUUCGGCGGCCACGGCGUUCCCGCCGAUGGCAUCGAUCGCUGUUGUCGCCUCCAUGACAAGUGCUACGGCCACAGCAACUGCAUCUCCUACCUGGAAUACUUUGUGCCCUAUGUGUGGAAGUGCUAUCGGGGCAAGCCGCUCUGCGCCGUGGAUCACGGGGAGUUCGGUGGCCCAGAUUCCUGUGCCGCACGCCUCUGCCAAUGCGACCUGCGACUCUCCAGGUGCUUGAAGAGGUUCUACUGCCCCCAGCGACGCUCCAUUUGCCACUCGUCCAGAUCCCGCCGCCUACAGAACCUCAUAUUCUUCGAUUGA